UUUGGUGGUCACAUGCAGGAGCGCGCACCCCAGCGUUGGUUUUCACGUUGGAGUUUUACAGGAUUGUAGCCUACUAACAGGAAUGGUGUGAAAGUUAUGUGUUUUUGAGAUUUGUCGUGGAUAACUACUUCAGUAAACGUUAUUUUGAGAUAAGUUAUACAGGAUGGCUGUGCAGGGUGUGUUUCGGGCGGUGAUAAUGGGGGCCCCGGGCUCUGGUAAAGGGACGGUGUCCGGUCGGAUAACGCAGGGUUUCGGUCUGAAGCAUCUAUCGAGCGGGGACUUGCUGAGGGCGAACAUCGAGGCAAAAACAGAUUUAGGUCUUUUGAUGAAGUCGUGCAUUGAUCAGGGUCAGCUGGUUCCUGAUGAUGUCAUCUCUCGUCUCAUCCUGUCCAGCCUGAGGAGCAUGAAACAAAGCAGCUGGCUACUAGAUGGGUUUCCACGUACUGUGGCUCAGGCUGAGGCUCUGGACAGCGUGUGUGAUGUGGAUAGUGUUAUCAACCUGGACGUGCCUUUCCAGACCAUCAGGGAACGACUGACGUCACGCUGGGUUCAUCUUCCCAGUGGCAGGGUCUAUAAUAUAGACUUCAACCCACCAAAGAAGCCUGGUCUUGAUGAUGUCACAGGAGAGCCAUUGGUUCAGAGAGAUGAUGACAGCCCUGAAACUGUCACCAGAAGACUGAAGGACUAUGAGAGACAAACACAACCGGUUUUAGAGUAUUACAGGAGUAAAGGAGUGCUGGAGACCUUCAAAGGAACUGAAACCAACAAGAUAUGGCCACACGUUUACGCCUUCCUGAGCAGGAAAAUCCCGGGAAACCAGCAGGCUAUGGGAAAAGCGUGAAUUUACGACGAGAUUUAAGAAAAGAGACACUCACAGCUACAAAUACACUUUUAAGCACAAUGCACCUCAUAUGGCCUUAACCAGAUUACAGGAAAUGGAGUUUAAACACUCAUAUGUAUCCUCUGGUUUCAAGUAAGUGCCAAUGUGGAUGCCACACAACACAAAGUCGAUGGCUAAAUAAGUAUUUUGUGCAACUUGCUGUUGGAGAGGCGGUCAUAAAAAGAUUAAUAGUUUACUUCAAAAUUAAUCAGUUCCAAAAUAGGUGUAAGAGACCAACCUGUCCUGGAAGCAUUUCAAUGUUUUUAGCUGAAAUGUGGACACGAUAGCUCGAAUGCAUUCCUGUUUGUACGUGCCAGUUUUAUUUAAUAUAAUUAUCGUUUAGAUAAAUGUAGAUUUGAGUUUGAUUUAAAAUGUUGAAUUGUUCAAUCGGACUGCCACUGUGAUUUCUGUAGUCUUAAUCUUUUAACAAAAACACCUUAUGUGGUCUUACGUGAAAGCCUGAUGAUUGUAUGUUAUACAGAUAAUGGAUUUUUAAUUAAGAAACAUCACAAUGUCAAAUCAGAUGACACUAAAAAUGAUAAAAGGGACAAACGCUGUUUUCUUAAGUUAUGCUUUAUAAGCCAUUCUCUGUUCAUAAACCACUUUUCUGUAGUUAGACUCCUACCUGACACAAUCAUGAUGCAUCAAAUCACAAGGAAUUACGUUUUUUACUGUUGCUUUUAUAAACUGUAUUAUAUGUAGCAAAAUUUUAAGUAGAGAAAUCUAUGGCACAGUGAGAAACUAAUAGUAGGUAGUGAAUUUGCACCAGUUUGUUGUAUAUGUUCCAUUGCACAAAUGCAAUAAAGUGUCAAAGUUUGUUAAA
Messenger RNA from Misgurnus anguillicaudatus (oriental weatherfish), 1703 nucleotides. RefSeq names its product adenylate kinase 3 (gene ak3). NCBI's taxonomy places the organism in Eukaryota, Metazoa, Chordata, Actinopteri, Cypriniformes, Cobitidae. Gene Ontology annotation, biological process: nucleobase-containing compound metabolic process. The record is from RefSeq and is a predicted model, not a curated record. Gene Ontology annotation, molecular function: ATP binding; AMP kinase activity. Gene Ontology annotation, cellular component: mitochondrion.